Molecule: messenger RNA, 2774 nt
Organism: Cydia pomonella (codling moth)
Lineage: Eukaryota; Metazoa; Arthropoda; Insecta; Lepidoptera; Tortricidae
Product: zinc finger protein 184-like
Exons: 4
Coding region: 171-1079 (302 amino acids)
Biological process (GO): regulation of transcription by RNA polymerase II
Cellular component (GO): nucleus
Molecular function (GO): RNA polymerase II cis-regulatory region sequence-specific DNA binding; zinc ion binding; DNA-binding transcription factor activity
Source: RefSeq, a predicted model, not a curated record
UAACGAAAGAGCUAAAAAAAACAAAUGUCACUGGUCACUGUCACUUGCAGUGCAGAAUUGCCGAUAGCCAUUUGGUUUGCAAUUUUAGGUUAGAUUAGCGUCAAAAACAAACAAAAAAUCUAUCUAAAAACGAGCACCAAUUAAAUAAAAUAGAUUUAUAUGAGGAAAAAAUGGACGUAAUGAGUUCGUGUCGGUGUUGCCUGCGGUACCCCGCAGACAAGGACCUUACGACGCCGUACACGCACCUUGGCAAGACCGAAAUAUACGCCGAUAUGCUCAAAGAAUGCUUCGAUUUACAUUUGUGGGUGAGCACAUCCAUCUUCAGCGGAAUCUGCUCGGGCUGUGUGGGCCGCCUGCGUGAAGCCAGCGACUUCAAGCUGCAAGUGCAGCUCAGCCAGGUGGAGCUGCUGGCGGAGCUGCAGGGAUUCAGAUUUGAAGAGAAACAACCCACAGACGAGCCGGCUACGGAAGAAGACGGGGCCAGCGAGUCCAGUGAGGAUCUUGUGUCGCCAAUGAGCAAAGAGGAGUCCUCACCGAAGGCCUGGGGCCGCGCCGCCGACCUCACCCCCCGCCCCUACCGGUGCCACGACUGCGGCAGCCGCUUCAAACUCAAGAAGGAAAUAAGCCGACACAUACAAUAUAACUGCGUCAAAGGCCCUUUGGCUUUCAAGAACAGAAAUAUAAAACGCUACAACUGCAAUCACUGCACUUACAUGAGCAGAAACAAACGCAAUCUAUACCACCACGAAAUGAGACAUAUAGGAGAGAAACCCUACCGGUGCGACAGCUGCAACUACAAAACGACUCGAAAAGGGGACUUCGAGAGACAUCAGAGAAUACACACUGGCGAUAAACCUUUUAAGUGUAACUUUUGCGAUUACAAGUGCAUUCAGAGACAUACGUUGUCGAUUCACUUGAGGAGACAUACUGGUGAGAAGCCCUACACGUGUAACCAUUGUAACAGACAGUUCAGCCAGUUACAGUGCUUACGAAUACAUCAGAGAGGACGGCACCAAAGAAAGCCCAUUCAAAUCUCUCCGCGAUUACGCACCUCGAGAAAGAUAAAAAAAUCUUGCUAGGUUCUAAAUAUUGUUUUUCGGAAUAUGGCUCUGUGCAUUAACAUUUCAUGUGUGUCAUUAACAUUAAAAAGGAAACUGUUAUCUGAAAUAUGCAAAAAUACGACUAAAAAUUAAGAUGCUUAUUAUCAUACAUCUUCGGGGAAGGGAGACGGCAUUAGUAUUUCCCCUCUGCCGAAGCAUAGGUUUUUUGACGACCGGUUUGGCCUAGUGGGUAGUGACCCUGCCUAAGCUGAUGGUCCCGGGUUCAAAUCCUGGUAAGGGCAUGUAUUCGUGUGAUGAGCAAUGGAUAUUUGUUCCUGAGUCAUGGGUGUUUUCUCUAUGUAUUUAAGUAUUUAUAAAUAUUUAUAUAUUAUAUAUAUCGUUGUCUAAGUACCCUCAACACAAGCCUUAUUGAGCUUACUGUGGGACUUAGUCAAUUUGUGUAAUAAUGUCCUAUAAUAUUUAUUAUUUAUUUAUAGGUACAACUGUACCUAUGGCGGUGCAUGUUGUGAUCUUUGACGUGUGUCAUUUUCUAUGUAUUUGUGUCGUCAUUGCAGAUUGGAUUUUGUAUGUAGUGAGUGAGAAGUGCGACUGUGUGCACGUUUCCCCCCGCAAAAAAUGGCGGAAUGAUUUGUUCGGUAAGAUAUCGCUUAGGCUCCUUCCUUCUGACGUGUCGGAAGCCGGUGUUGCUCGAAGUCAUAGAUAAACAAAAGGUUAAAUGGUAACUCUGAUUCUCAAAAGUUUACAUUUGACAAUCCUGCGAUCACAAAACAUAUGUACAGUCUGUGCGGAAAGAGAAGAGUCGUGGAAUGUAAGGGCUCCCAUACAUUCUACGACUCUUCUCUUUCCGUACACGGUUCGUAUACACAGCAGCGAAACAAACUUACACUCCUACAAGUACUUAAGUGUAUUUGUAAACAUGCGGAUAGUCUGUUUUUUUUUUACUAUAAAGUACUACGCCAUAACUAAGUACAAACAAAUAAACAUUCCCUACUACCCGUCCAAUGUUGUAAGUUCAUAGUUUCCUGCUACCCAAAGGUUGUCUGGAAGAGAUCGCUUCUUAGCGAUAAGACCGCCUGUUGUUACCUAACUUUUACGUGUUUUUUCAUUUCCUGUCUAUUUUUAAAUGUAUGAUGCACAAUAAAGAAUAUUUACUUACUUACUUAUAUUUCCUAUGGACAGUACUUCAUAGUUAAAGAACAACACUAAUGAAUUCUUGUUUGAUAAUUAAUUAUGAAACAGGAAAAAUGAAUCUUUUUUGGCAGCCAGUUACGAAAACCAUAGUCAUGAAAACGGACCAAAGGUAAUUAUUAAGUCUCAAACGUUUAUAUAUCUUCGAGCAACACCGGCUUCCGACACGUCAGAAGGGAGGAGCCUAUUCUGCCAUUUUUUGCGGGGGGAAACGUGCACAGUCGCACUUGUCACUCACUACAUACAAAAUCCAAUCUGUGAUGACGACACAAAUACAUAGAAAACGACACACGUCAAAGACAAAUCUUGCACACCUCGAUCUCUUUUUGUGUACGGACGAGUCACAACAUGCACCGCUAUAGGCACAGUUGUACCUAUACUUUGGCAGAGGGGAAAUAGUAUGAAUGCCGUCUCCCUUCCCGGUGUUGCUCGAAGUUAUAUAUAGAAAAUUGUCCAAAAGUUUUCGUUAAUUAUUUAAGUGUUAAGUAACUUUUAAGGACUUAAAUAAAUAAAUGUUGAAACGAG